GGAUGGAUGAUAACACCGAACAGGCCUGCAUGAUACCAAUAAUCAGCCUCAUUGAAUGCGAAGUCAGUCGUAGAUGAUAUUGUCCACAUGAAACACUAUUCCUACGUAACCUUGAAUCAGCCGCUUUUUCAUUCAUCGUAGUGUAAUUCUUGAUUCUCAUGGAACUCGCUGACAGCUACCUGGCAGUUCUUAUCGUUUCCAAUAAUCACCCCGUUGUAUUCGGAUCAUCGAAACAAUUACCUGCUUGCACUAUAGCAACCAAUAUUGCAUAUUGAAAAUACCCACUAUAGUGGAAGAUCCAGUUGCGAAAGACCUGCUGGCAGGUAAGCAACAAACAACAUGAUAUGCAUUAGUUGUCACCCAUACCUCGAACGUGAAGCUGUAGAUCCGCUCCAAGGACUUAAGAUGGUCCUGGGUCAACAGGAAUGCUGUACAUCUUUCCAUUGCAAACUUUGAUUUCUCUUUCCCGGCUAUCAAUAACGGUGCAAAGGCUCAGUUAUCCAUCGCAAUGUCUGAAAAUAACUACAGGAUUAAUCAACACGGCAAUAUUGGUUUGUCGCAGGCAGUCAACUAUGGCCCCAACUACUACUGUCAGUUUCGGGUAUCUGUAUUGCAAUUCUUAUAGUUAGUAGGACUGACAUUUGUAGCCGUCAACGACAGCACCAAAGUGAAUCUGAUGUCCCCGAGGCAUUUCGCACUGCAGACACACAAGAAGGUAAAGGAGGAGUGGGAAGACCUUGGAACUUGCGGAUGGCUGUUGCAGGAGCCCAGUUUUCAGUCAUGGUUGGAAAUGAAUGCAAAACAUUCCUUGCUCUGGAUUUAUGGUCGUCGUAAGUACUCGUGAAGGGCAAUACACAAGCUUGCGCUAAUUCUUGAAUAGGAGGGUGUGGGAAAUCAACCUUGAUGUAGGUGCCCACUUUGACUACCAUCAUCCUAAACUUGUGAAUGAGCAAGAAUUCAUCUUUUUGUUGUUCUGACCGUUCAACUUGUUUAGGUCUCGUGUGGUUGAAAGCAUAUAUCAGGAUCAAUUUCCAAAGAGGGGUCCCGAUGCUAUCCACUUACUGUACUUUUAUAUCGAAAAAGACCAACAAGGUGAUAACUUUCGAAGCAUGUUGAUGACCUUUUGGGAGCAGGCGAAUAAUAAACCGGAGGAGCUAUCCAUCAAUACCUUCGGAAAAGAUUGUGGUGUAAAGAAAAUUCAGAACGAGCUGCACAGCCUGCUUGCUUCAUCAAAACGCGACAUAUAUAUCGUCAUUGAUGCACUAGAUCAACUUUCCCCACAUUCUCAGAACCAACUAAUUAUUUGGCUCAAUGCCAUGGUGCAAAGGCUCGACGAAGAAUCGGGCGGUCGUCUAAGUGUCGCUAUCAGUUCUCCUGAUUACCCUGACAUGGAUCAGCUACGAGCGCAUAAGUUAUUUCGUCUAUUUCCUAUCGAGGUUACACCGAAGCACAAUAACCCUGAUAUCAAAAAGUACCUGGAGAAAAAUCUCCAAUCGAAACUGUUCGAGGAUCAACCAAAUCUUGGAAAACAAGUCUUUGAUAGACUGAUAAACGGUGCAGAUGGAAUGUCAGUAUCGUAUCAUAUAUCAUUUCCUUUUACUCUAUCUCACAUGAAGACUUUAGGUUCCUAUGGGUUCACCUCCAAAUAUUGAACAUUCGCAACAUGGAAAUGGAAUCACAAGUUGUACAUGCCCUGCAAAGUCUUAUUCCACCAGAAGGAAUGCAAACCAUAUACCAAAAAUAUGCCCAGGACUUUGAGUCAUUAGGAGACAUAAUACGACGGCAAAUAAGUCAAAGAGCAAUCGCUCUACUAUCACAAAGCACGGGAUCAAUGCCAAUAAAGGUCGUUAUCGAAGCGCUCUCCUUGGACAACAAUGGAAGAGUAGAACCAAUACUUCAUCGAGAAUUGACCGCCAAUCCUGCUCGAAUUGUCAGUUUUUGCAACUACUUGCUUCGCAUAAACGACAAUCUUGGCAUCUUUCAAUUCUGCCAUGGAACCGUUUUUGAGUUCUUUAAAAGUUACAAACCAGCAAUCUAUAACCACCGGAUUGCCAAGAUAUGUUUAUCUCACCUGUGCUCGUCGGAAUUCUCCAAAGGUUCCAGAAGUGACGCUACAUGGUACAGUCCUGGUAGCCUCAAGCCGAUCUUACAGAAUCAUCCAUUUUUACAGUUCGCAUCUUCUGAAUGGGCUACUAGCAUUAAAAAGAGCUCCAAGUCCCAGUCUCCAGAAGAACUAAAAAAAAGCCACUCGGAGGUUUUCGAGCUGCUCGAGACACUUUUUGGGAGAGGCAGAGCAGCCGAAAAGAAAGGGAAUCUGCAACUAGCGUUCCAGGUGCACUUGCUUAAUAUGGACAAGGAAAUGCCGAGAGGAGUUAGUCAUGACCAUAUCGUCAGCUAUUUUGCUCUCGUCGAAUUGUUUGAUUUUUUCAAAGAAAAGCGAUGGUUCGACCCAAAGAAACCUGAUAGCGAUGGGUUGAUGCCGAUCCAUUGGGCGAUACGAAACGAGAAAGAUUUUGGCGACGUUGUACUCACUGUUGAAAAGUUGAUCGAUUAUGGUGCCGAAUUCGAUGUGACAGACAACGAAGGCCGCAGCCCCCUCUACUACGCGGCUCAUUGCGGGAAUUCGCAGGUAACACAACUACUGAUUGAUAGGAAAGCCAAGCUUAAUCUUAGAGACAAAAAUGGAGAGACGGCUUUGAUUGCUGCUUGCAGAAAGCAUCAUGAGAAUGAUUUGACGCUUCUCCUCAAUGCUGGAGCAGACGUAAAUAUAAAAAGCUUGUUCGGCACUGCUCUCCACGUUAUUUCCUUGAUUGGAUGUUGUGGUUGUGCUAAAAAAAUACUGUUCCAUUGCAAAAAGUCAAAAACCGUUCAGAAGGACGGGCCAUUUGGUACUUCUUUGCAUGCUGCGGCAUUUUACGGUCACUCGGAUCUUGUUAAGGUCCUUUGUUCACAAGGUAUAAACUUUCGUACAACGCACGAAACAUACGGGACUCCUGUGACAGCUGCGGCUGCGGGGCUCAAUCCCGGCCUGGAUCCUGCCCGUUUCAAGGAAACUAUUCAGGAGUUGAUCAAAUAUGGGGUGAAAGUCAAUGACCAAGGGAGUGCGAUCGGACCGGCUCUUCGUGUAGCUGCAUAUCAUGGGAGCCCCGAGAUCGUUCUUCUACUUUUAGCGGAAGGUGCCGAGGUCCGGAAGGCGAAAGGACCAAUGGGUACGGCAUAUGAAGCUGCAGAAGACCGUGGGCACAGGGAAAUUCAAAACAUUUUAUUGAAAAGCGAUCCAAACGCCGCAGGUUACGGUGGAGCACAUGCGUCCCAAAGCCGUGAUCCCCAGCAAAUUAAUCGUAGGGCGUUUAGAGCAGCCGUCAAAGCAAGUAGCAUGGACACCAUCAACAUCCACAUCAACCAGCUUAUCAAAUUCUUUGAAAAAGAAUAUAAAAGGGGUGAAACCAAAUUUCUCAGGGCAUUAGCCAAUCUUGGUAAGGAAGCGUUCCAGGAUGUGAUAAUUUUGGCAACAGAAUCCCGUGAUAAUAACCACACGGCAACGAAGAGACAAGACCACCGCGGCAGACUGUCACUUCGGGGUCUCCUGUCUAGUAUUUUCUGCACGAAUUUCAAAAGCAAAGAUGGCGGGUCAGUCUCGGGAGCUAAGCCUUCGAGUGAAACGUCUUCCCAUCCCCGGAGAGGGUCAAACUUUGUACAAGAUGGUCUUGGAGGACAUUUCCCACAAGUUUUGGACAGAAUGACUCAAGCUGCAGUAAAGAUUUUGGAGAAUGCCAUUGCGAGCGAGAAUCAAGCUGCCAUCAAACUGAUCGCUAAUACAUGGGUUGAAACACUGAACAAUCUCAUCUCAUACCCUGGUUUUGGCGAGUCAAUGCUGAAUAAGGUAGUUCAGACGCGUGCGAACGAACUGAAGGGACACCUGACUAACCCAGACCUGGGCUCCAAUGAAAGAUUCAGCAAAGCUGAGGCCUUGGCUCUGGUGGGUAUUGAACUGCUUUUGGUGGCUGUUGAGCGCGGCAAGCAGUUUAAAUAUUUGUCUUUUGUCAUUUCGAAGCUCUGGAUCAAGGCUCUCGAUGAUGUGGAGGAACUUGGUGAAGCAGGACAGAUGCCGAUACUGGCAUUUAUACGAAUAUUUCAAAAGCGAUUUUCGGUCGCAGUCAAGACCAAACACCAAGCCAAUGCCGAGGUAUGCACAAAAGCUGGAAUUGAGCUUUUGAGAGCAGCAUCGUUUAGCCCGAGCAUAAAUUUAUUGGAGAAGUUAAGCAAUGAAUGCGUGGUACUGAUAAUACUCGCUCUUCAGCAAGAUAUGGCGUAUAUGAUAAACACGCUGAUCAACCAGAGAUUGGAAGAAUACCAAGAGUUCUUGAAGGACGGUAAGCAUGUCGAAGCUUUUAGUCUCGCGCUUGCAAAUAUUGGAGUUCUUCGCGCGGCUAUUGAGCAAAGAAGCGGUCCCACUGCAUCUAUAUUACAGUUAUCCGUCGAAUCGGCUGUUGAAUGCACGCGAAAAUUUCUCACUGAUCCUAAUAAGUCUACUGCUGAACCAGCCUUAAAGCAGUACCUAAGAGCCAUCGUUGACGGGGUUAUCAGCUUGAUUGGGAUAGCUGAAGAGGUACAACCCGGCCGAUUGAGAAGUUUAGCUUCAAAUAUUCUUGAUCUCGCGAAAUUUGCUUUCAGUAACCACUAUAAAGAGCUUACUGAAGUUGUCAAUCAGCGUAUUAAAAAUGCUGAUCAGAUCCUCUUCCGUCCUGAGCGAGAGAAGCGGUUAAUUCAAAUUGCUAGAACAAUUUAUCUUUUCCUUGACAUAGCAUUAUGUACCGAAGAAAGAGAUACCGUCAUUUUGACGAUAUUGAAAAGGAUAGCUUCAGGAGGUUUGAUUAAGAUGUUGCCGGAUUUUGUGCAAAGAGGUGAAUUGGUAGGAUAUGUUAGAGUUAUUGAGUUUUUAAAUGUUAAUGCAGUUUAGAACUCACACAUCCCUUUUAGGAUCUUGAAGACUGACUGAAUUCAUGUUUUCGGUUUGUCCAUUACUAAUUUUUCUAUACGUUGGACUUUUAAAUUGAUGUGUUUAUGGUACUUCUUCUCCCUGGGCGUUGUAAUAAUGUAUAUGAAGGGGUCGAUGAUCAAAAAGACGGAUUACACUCAAUUUCAUAAUGUAUGUUCAAAACUUAUCUUUAAGUCUUGUGAUAAAAUCAUUUCAAAUAAGAAAAUUAAAAAUUCAAUUUUAAAAAAGACAAAUUUGAAUAUAUUCAUUAAGAUUUAUUUAAUAAUUGAUUUCUUUAUAUUAUAUACAGCUUAUAUAUAUAUACAUUUAAUUUAUUAUAGAUCAAAUAGUUUGCCACCCGAAUCAUCUCUAGACGAGAAAACCUCCGAAACGAGGGGACCGAGUGAUAGAAUCGCUAAUCAGAGAGCGAGUUUGGGUCCGAGACAAACGCGAGGUCUAGGGU
Molecule: messenger RNA, 5441 nt
Organism: Sclerotinia trifoliorum
Lineage: Eukaryota; Fungi; Ascomycota; Leotiomycetes; Helotiales; Sclerotiniaceae
Source: the annotation of a GenBank genome assembly